AUGGGAGAACACGUCGAUGGAAUUAAAGUAUGGCAGGAUAUGAUACAACAUAAACCAAAAUUGAAUGUUCAACUUCAAGAAAUAUCGAAAGGGAUACUAGAUUUAUUGAUAGAAACUAAUCAACAAGAUACUAAACAACAUGAAUAUCUUGUGAAACAUAAAGAAGAUGCCGAAAAAGGUUAUAAACAUGAUAUAAAACAUAAACAACUUUUUGGGAAUUUAUUCAAUACUACAUUAACAAUAAUCGACGAUUCUGAUGGAGUUGCUCGAUGUGGAAAUUGUCAUUGGGAAGCUCAUGGAACUAUAUGUCAACAUUGUGGUACUCGUUUUCGAAUCCCACGACAUUCAGAAGUAUUUGAAGAUGAAGAUGAAGAGGAUUUUGAAGAUGCAUCUAAUGCUGAUCUUGAGAUUAAUGCUUAUGAUUCAGACGAUAGUUUUAUAGAUAGCCGAAGUAUUGGCGAUAUAAAUACCGAGGAAUUGCUUAGGAGUAGUGGAAUAACCAAUGAUAUUCUAUCAAGCGAUGACGAAAAUGAUUUACACGAAGUAAGGACAUCAUCUUACAUCCAUGACGAUUGGAAUGGGUUUGAAAGUGCCGAAUCUGAUGUUGAAAGGGAAGUAAUUGAAUUGAGUGGAGAAGAUGAUGAUGAAUUCUAUGAUUCGGACGAUGUACGUGAUGCAUUGGAUCAAUUCUAUGGAGAUAGGCGCGAGGGGAAUCCACAUUUUCAAUCGGAUGAUUCAGAUGACUCUGAGAUCUUGGUGGGUCGAUCUCGUGCAAUGGUUAUAGAUGACGAUGAUGAUAGUGACAAUGAUGCUAACCAUCAAAGGUUUGAGGGUGGAAGAAAUCAAGAAGAUCAAGAAGAACGAACUCAAGCUACCCACUAUGAAAUUUUAGAUCUGGAUGAAAGUCAGGAUGAUGAUCAAAAUGACCUACAUAGUCAGAAUGCUCAGUAUGAGAGUUUGGAUGAUGAUCAAAAUGGGGCCGGGUGUGAGCCAGACAAUCAUUAUGAUGGGGUAGAUCUGGAUAAUGACAUGCAGGAGCAUACAUAUGAAGGAGAUGAAUAUCACGAUCCACAAGAUAGUUUUGAAGAAGCCGCUCAAGAUGAUGACUAUGAUCAAGGUGAUGACUAUGAUCGCGAUGACUAUGGGCAAGAUGAUGGGUAUGGUCAAGGUGAUGACUAUGAUCAAGGCGAUGACUAUGGGCAAGAUGAUGAUUAUGGCCAAGGCGAUGACGAUUACGGUCAAGAUGACGAUGGUUAUUAUUAG
Hemisphaericaspora subhashii is the source of this 1263-nucleotide messenger RNA. RefSeq lists its product as uncharacterized. The record is from RefSeq and is a predicted model, not a curated record. The transcript has 2 exons. NCBI's taxonomy places the organism in Eukaryota, Fungi, Ascomycota, Pichiomycetes, Serinales, Debaryomycetaceae. Bases 1 to 1263 code for a protein of 420 amino acids.